UCUUUCUAGACAUUAAUAUUUCAAGUCAAACUAAGCAAUUUAUUUUGUUAGUCACUCUCAAACUUUAUCUCACUUAUAUAUACGCUAAUAAAUUUGAUUAAUUUGAAGGCAACUUAAAAUUCUUUUCUUUAUGAAUUUGGGAAUCAACUUAAAAGUUAUUGUGCCUUCGUUGAUCUCCCCCAACCCAUUCUUCCACUCCAAAAUUAUGCCUGAGUAUUGCAGUUCCCCAUGGGCAGAUAAGUUCAUAACAUGUUUCAAGCUCAAACCAAGAAUCACCACAUAUAUUCUUAUAAAAGAAUAUACAAAUAAACAUAUUUGUGAAAUGUACAAUCCUAGUUCCGUGGUCAAACGAGAAGUCUUUCCUUCCUUUAGUAGGAAAUUCCUUGUGUUUUUUCUUUGGUUAAACAAGAAUAAGGCAUAUCCGUUUACAUCAUCUUUGAUGUCUUACAUGGGAAGCAAAGUUCACAGUAUACAUAAUCCCUAAUCAACUGUAUCCAAAUACCCAAGCAAAAGUACUUAAAUAUCCAAAAACAAAAAUCAGAAAACCACCCAUAAUUUCAAAACAUGGAGAAGAUGGAGCAUUUCAGCCACAUCCACCCUCUUCUGUUAAAGCAGGAAGACAGCAAUUACAACAACCAAGUCCUUUGCUCAGGUUGUGAAAAACUAAUUUCAGGUCCUGUCUUCUGCUGCGUCCAAUGCAACUACGUCCUUCACAAAAAGUGCGCACAAAUUGCACGCCAUGUGAAACACCCAUUUCACCCUCAACACCCCCUUGUUCUCCUUUCCACCACCCCUUAUGAAGGACCAUACAUAUGUGAUUCCUGUAGAGGCCUCUUCAUUAACUUCGUAUACCAUUGUUAUCAUUGCAACUAUGACCUUGAUGUCUCAUGUGGUUCUCAGUUUAACCCUGAUGAUGGCCACAAGCAUGAGUUUUUGUCUGUGACAAAUCCACAAUCUUUUGUUUGUUAUGCUUGUGGCAUGCAUGCAAACGAGGGUCUUGCUUGCUUAUGCACCAUUUGUCAGAUUUGGGUUCAUUCUAGCUGCGCUGAAUUGCCUCUUGCUAUUAGAAUAAAAGGUCAUGACCACCCUUUGAAGCUCACUUAUACCCUUCAUGUUUAUGGUUUCUGGGGUAACUUAACUUGUGGUGUUUGUAAUGAAGCAAUGAGUCCAGCUUUUGCGGGUUACUUUUGCUCAACAUGCAAAUUUGCCGUGCAUUUGAAGUGCCCGCAACAAUAUUUAAGAGGAGAGUACGAAGAUGAGGAAUCAUUCACAGGCUAUCAAACUGAGGAAUCUCAAGAUAUUGAUUUUACUUUUAGUUUCUUUGGUCAUGAACAUUUGUUGAAGUUCACGGAGGAAGAGAGUGAUGAUGAUGUGAAAUAUUUUGAUAAACUCUGUGAUGCGUGUGUCCGACCCAUCAUGCCACCUUUCUUUUCCUGUGAAGAAGAAAAUUGUGGCUUCUUUUUGCACCAAAGUUGUGCCGAAUUACCAAGAACGAAGCAACACCCGUUUCACACGCACCCUCUAACUCUUCAAUCCAAGGCUCCUUAUGAUGGCAUUUACAAGUGCGACGGAUGCAGAAGAUUGAGCAAUGGUUUUGUUUACCGUUGUGAUGUGUGUCAAUUCGACCUUGAUGUUUGUUGUGGUACCCUUGAAGAGAGAAUUGAACAUGAAAGUCACGUGCAUCCCUUGUUCCUCAAGAAGACAAGCGUUUCUAGGCAGUGCAAAGGUUGUCAUCUUUGGUCGAAGCUUGUGUAUGUGUGUGAUGUUUGUGAGGAUUUUUCUGUUGAUUGUGGAUGUGCUACUCUACCGAGUAAGACUUGGCACAUGUAUGACAAGCAUCCUCUAAGUCUAAACUAUUUCGUGGAAGGGAGUUUGAGGGAAAAUGAAUGUGGCAUUUGCAAUGAGAAAAUGUCUCCGAAGCAAUGGUUUUAUUAUUGUGAUGAUUGUGACUCUGGUGCUCACCCUUCUUGUGCUGUUGGCAAGUCUAGGCGUGUGAAGUUUGGAGGCAGUUUCAAAUAUGAUGUUCACUCACACCCUCUUGCUUUGGUUGAAGAAACUGAGCAGAACAAUGAAUGCGGAGCCUGUGGUGAACGCUGCAAUGGAUGGACACUUGAAUGUGGCCAAUGCAAAGGCUACUUUCACCGGGAAGGACAGUGUUUUUGGAAAGAAUUUAAAAAGAGUGCAAAGUAUUUGGAGUUAUCAGGAAUGAUGAGACACAGGUAUGCAGCAAACGUGUUGGCCUCCACGCCCAAUGCUACCACAAACUGAGGGCCUCACUAUCCCUCCAUAAUUAAGAAAACUACACUAUGUUACGUUAUGUUAUAUGUGUAAUUAAACUGAUAUAAUAUGUUAGGUAGUCUCCCUGAUUCUCAUCUUUAUCUUUAUAUUAUACAACACAUUCCUUGUUCAUAUGCAAGACUAGUUCUUCUCAUGAGUAAUGCCAGUAUAGGCACUGCCUAUCGAAAACGUUUGUGCAAGUAUUUUAUUUUAGCUUUUGUUUGUUCUGGGACUUGUAGUCAUGUAUGUGUGUGUUCACAUGAGUAUUGUC
This is a messenger RNA of Glycine soja, 2548 nucleotides long. RefSeq lists its product as uncharacterized. The transcript has a single exon. Bases 565 to 2268 code for a protein of 567 amino acids. NCBI's taxonomy places the organism in Eukaryota, Viridiplantae, Streptophyta, Magnoliopsida, Fabales, Fabaceae. The record is from RefSeq and is a predicted model, not a curated record.